UCCUGUUAGUAUUAAUGAGAUGCCUCAUACAUGCAUCACUUUAGAUGAUAUGACUGACUAAGGGGCACGAACGUAGACUAAACGGCGUCGUUUGAUGAUUUUACGGAAAAAAUGGCACAUACUGAUCUUCCCCCCUCCUUCAAUCCCUAUGCAAGUUGCUCCAUUUGCUCUCCCUAACCCUAUGCAAGCUGCCACCAAUAUCUCCCUACCCUAACCCUAAAAAUUGGAACAUACUCAUCUUCUUCACUCCUCUCUCUCCCCCUAACCCUACGCAGCCACCCAACGUGAUGUGAUAGAGAGGGCUGAGAGGGAGAUAAAGAGGCUCCCGACCCCAACACCACACUCCCAAGCAACAACUUUAUCUCACAGCAGACAGAGAAAGACCACCAAAAUCACAAGGUACAUACAAGCUACUUCAAUUCUUUUACAGCUACAUCAUCACCACUUAUGUUGCUUCAUUCUAAUACUAAUCGAACUUCAAACAUUCACUACAACCGUUUAUUUCAGAUGUUUUGCAGUACUAGUAUUCGAGUCAACAAAUUAUAACAAAAAUCUGAUUUCUUAGCGAAACCAAACAUAUAUACACAUACCAACAACACCCACUAUGAUCAGCAGUGAUUUCUGUGUGAAAUGAUUUUCUUACUAAAUAUUUCACACAAAUUCACAUACACAAGUUUUCAGAGAUGCAGCUUUCUUCUACUGCUCUACAACCCCUCAACAUCAUCUUAUGAAGUAGGGUAUCAGUUCAUCAUCUUCAUAUCAGUUGGAGUUUUCAAGACACCGGUAAUAAAUGAUGAUUACGUCAAAAGCUCAUACAUUCCCUUACUAACUCAAGACACUCGACACAAUUUAACACACGAGAUUAAACAGGCCCGGUGGCUGUGGCAAGCAAGAACAGAGCUUCUCAAGAAUAAAUGUCUAAACAUUAAAGGCGGCAUAUUCAUCGAGCGUGUGCAUGAGAGUCGAAAAUCUCUGAAAGGCAACUAUCAGCUAUGUUCCAUCAUACUUUCCCCUGCAAACUACUGCUGUUUUUCUAUUCUCAUUAUCCUAAAACUGUCACAAACUCCUAAACUUUGAAAUUCAUCAAUUUAGCAGCAGAGAUCAAUUCAUCAAUUCAGCUGCGAGAUCAUACUAAACUUUGAAAUUCAUCCAAAAUGUUAAACAGUAAAACCCUAAUUAACAGAGCAAUCGCCUCCAAAAUUUCCAAUUAGAUGCAAUAAGCAAUCAAAUCUUCGAAUUCGAAUCGAAUUUCCAGUAGAUUUUACAACAUUUCCAACAAUCAUAAUCACAAAAUAACAGCUUACAGGAUAAUCGAGCGGCCAAAUCGAUCAAUCACCGACUCGUUGAAGCCUCUUCAUGAUCAUGAUCGUGAUCGUGAUCGCACUCGGCGUCGGAAUCAUCCUCGUCGAAAGGCUUCUCCUUGUGGAAGAUGCAGCAUUUUUUGGAGCUCUUUUUAUUCAUAAACUCGUUGUCUACGGUUCCUUUCUUCCACGACACCUUCUUCUUCGGAAGCUUCAAUUUCAGCAACAGCGAGUCCCUAAUCUGCCGCUGCUGGUUGGAGGAGGAGGAGGUCUCGAGGGCCGUGGUGGUCGCCGUAGGAGGGGCGGUGGUCAAUUGCCUGCUGGAGGUCGGUCUCGCCAUUGUUGAUUUAUCCCAAUUUCAUUUCCACAGUUAUUUAACAAUUUAUAUUGGUAAACAGUGGAGUAAUAUCUAUACUAAUCUAAAGUGACAGUCGGGUGAAAUGACACUUUUGCCCUUUUUGGAGGGAAAAUAUGAAGUUAUUUUGUUUACCCUUUCGGUCAUUUUGAGAAAUGGCAAUCAUUAGACAGAAAAAGGCAGCUGCUAUUGAUCAAUAGUGGUUUCUCAAAUAAGAUUAAAUUCUUCGAUGAUGCGAGAGAUGGCUUUGAACAGGCUGAUAGCGCGAGUUUUUACAGAGUCGAGAUUGAGCUGCUGCUGAAGCGCCGGGUUCAGCCGCUCCACAACCUUCGUCGGCUGUUGCUGGUCUUGGCUUGCUGCCACCGCUGCCGCUUCCAUAGCUGCCAUUAUAUUUUAUCGGAGCUCCGACGUUAGCGGUCGGUGUGAAUUGAGAAUUCCGCUUAAAAAAGCAGCCUUUGUGUUUAAAACUAUACUUAAUAGAAUAUCAUGUCAAUUUGUAAGGGUAAAUACAUAAUCUAUAAUCUAUAAAUAUAUAGAGGGCAGCUGUGUGCCUAUUUACAAGAAUGGGAAAUAUGCCUAUUGGCUGAAUUUAUGGUCGAGUAAGAGAAGUUUUGAAACAAUUAAUAAAACGCCAAAUUGAGUCUGUUGUGCUGUGAAAUCUGGACAGAGAUGAGAGAGACGACGGCGUCAGUGAGGCCGCGCGUCCUCGGCUGUCUUCUCCGGGCGGCGUGAAAUCUGCGAGGGCUACAACUCUUGAUUUGGGGGAAAUGCGACGGAGUGUGUAUGGGCAGUGUUAUUGUCUUAUGAGAUGGUUGAUAUACCAUUAUCAGUGUUUUAACUGGGUAUAAAUUGUAUAGUAAAUUCUUUGAUGUUUAUGGGUAAUAAAUUGUGAUAACUUUUCGUAAAUGGAAAUAUCCAUAUUUUUAUACGAUAAAAAUAAAUAAAAUAUAUAUAUAUAUAUAUAUAUAGAGUUGCAUUCUAGGUACACUAUAUAUUAAGUGUUAAGCACAAGCUUAAUUUGGGACAUUGGAUCAUAAGGAUAAACGGCUGAGAUUAGAGCUUGAGAAUGCAGACGGUCGUCAUUACAUGAUGGUGUUUUGGUCAUUAAAGGGUAUAUGCGUCCCAUUGGAAUUAAAUAGCAGUUACUGAUUUAGGAAAUUAUAUGAUAUGCAGACAUCAUGGAGAGAAAUUUUGUCUGCACUAAUUCAGUUCCCAAGAUUAUCAAAAUUUUCGCACCCAUAUCAUUACUCCUUUUGAAUAUGUGUAGAAUUAGAUAUAAAUCUUUUCAAUUCUAAUCAACAUUACUUCAAAUCUCACUCAUUCCUUCUUCUCUUUAUCUUCACUCUUUUUUCUGUCACUCUGAUACCUAUCACCAAGUAAUGACUCCAACACAAAGCAAGGGCGGUGUGGCUGACUCGACUGACGCACGCCGACGUAGAGGGGAUGAAGAACCGAAAGCUGUUUCUCCGAACUCUUUAGCGGGAAAAGGAGGUGGUGCUCCCGGUGCUACCAAGAAAUCUGAUGUAAUACCAAACUUUUCUUCUAGAAACACUGUUGCUACUCAAAAUAAUGGAAAAUCGUCGGCAAAAACAUGGAAUGGUGGUGAAGCUAAAGGAAAAGAACAGGCGAAGGCUACAUGGAGAUCUUCGUCAAAACUUGUCCUUGGUGGGAAAGGCAAAGGAAAAGAGAAAGUGGAUGACGAUUACAAAGCUCCUGCAGCAUCAGAUGUAGGUGGUGAAUCCAAAGGAAAAGAGAAAGUAGCUGAUUUGGGUCAAGCAACUGAAUCAACAGAAAACAAGCGCAAGAGGACUUUGAAUGGUGUAGAUUCACCGCGAAGCCUCGUAAAGGAAAAACUGGCAAGGAAAAUAAUCAUCAAAGCAGUGAAUUGGGGUCAAGAUUCCACAAGAAAUGGGCCUACUGAGCAAGCACCUAGAGGGCAACCAUCAGUUGUGCCGGCUGUUCCUAAUCCUACUGAUGAGGUUGAAGUAGUGAACAGAAUGAAGCUAAGACGAUCUCCAAAAUUCCUAGUAGAGAUGAUGGAGUUGUUGAACGAGAACCAGCUACAGGCUGUUCGAGACAUGGGAUUUGGACAUCUAAUACACUUUAACAUCACUUCGAUACCGUCGCAACUAGCUUACUGGCUUCUAUACAACUUUGACCCCAUAACCUGCAGUGUGAAGGUGAGAGGUCAAAGAGUCCACUUAACUGAGGAGGACGUCCACAUGACGAUGGGGUUCCCAAGGGGAGAAAUAAUGAUUGUGAGGUCGACUAGGCAGGAUAAUCAAAUGAUGUUAGAUGAGAUUGCAAGUGUCGGAUAUAGGAAUAGAUACAAUAUGUUGCCUAAGUUUCUGCAGACUCAAAUGCUUAAAGAUGAGGAUGGUGGGUUAUGGUUUAGGAGGCUAUUCCUAAUUCUGACGGAGACGCAUUUGAUAGAACCUUCAGCUGAUGGUUACUGCAAGACUAAGCUUCUUGGUGUGUUAGCCGAUGUCACACAUGUGAGAAACUAUAAUUGGUGUGCAUACGUCCUUGAUGUACUUGUUAUGGCCCAACGAAAUUGGAUGGACAACCCAGACACACCAUUCACUGGACCAAUUGUCUUUCUGAUGUCCUACUACGUCGAUCGCUUCAUUAUUGAAACACGAAAGGUUCGGCGUGCAUUCCCAUCCAUAAAAGGUUGGAAUUUCAAGCUGCUAAGGUUGAGGGAGAAACAUGAGCUGGAAUUGGGUGGAUUUGGCUAUGGGGUCUAUGAAGCUAAGUAUGAUCCAAGCAGAGAUAAUGAGGUUGGAUUGACGGUGGCGAAGAAAAAGAAGAAGAGGGCUAUUGUUGUUGAGAGAGGAGAAUCAGCUAAACCUAAAGGUGUUACUGAAAAGGGAGGGACAUCGAACACCAAGGCAGAUGAUGCUGUUGAUCAUGCUACUGAUGCGAUGAUGGCCUUGAUGGAAGCUGCAUCGAACGCCGCAAAGGCUAUAUCAAAGCUGCUUAGGAAGAUGAGGGAGGCACCUGACGAUGUCAAGGGCACUGGAUGCUUCAAAAUAGCUUCAACUGCUGCACUAAAGAUGAUUGGUUUCAAAGAAUCUGAACUCAUCAAUGAACAUGCAGAUCCAAUCGCAUCGAUGACACCGACAAUGGAAGAUGAAGACAUUCAAAAUCCAGCAUGGAUUGAGGCUGUUGAGCAGAUGAUGAAGGUGGUUGAUGAGCGCGUUGCUCUGUGCAAAGAUGAUGACAUCCCUACAUUCGACUUGGGGCUUCGCUUCGCUUCGCAGGAUGAUGCAAACCAGACGAUCAAUUCAAUUGUCGAGGAACAAGUACCUGGCAUGGAGCACACUUUACACACGGGGGGUGUUAUAAUAUCUAGUGCAGUUCAAGAUGUUUUACCAAAUGAAGAGAAGGAUGACAGUGAGGAAGACAAUACGCAAUUGGCGCUCAACGUGGUUCAUAAUUUAAUUGACGAUUUUGAUUUUGCGACGCCAUAUUUCACCACUAGUGGACUGCGAGACAGUAAAAAAUCAGUGGGGCCAUCUAGCCACAAUGAAGCUAUUGCCAUCCAACAUAAACAGGAAUUGUUAGUGAAUGGUAGGAUGGAAAUGCGUUCCAAAGCUGAAAAGAAGAUAUCUCAUGCAUUGAGAUCACCAUACAACCAAAGAGCUAUUAAAUUGGGAAACACUUUAACUCCUACUGAAAGGGAAACAUACUAUUGGAUUCUGAAGUGUCAUGAUGUCUACGAUGAUGUGCUUGUAUACGAUGAUGAUGUGGUUGUUGUGACAAAGCUAGAGUUCUAUUCUUUACUGCCACAUACGUAUGUGUCUUCGGGUGUGAUUAGUGCAUGGUGCUCAUAUCUAAACAACAUGGAAGAAUACAGGGGGCCAUCGUCACCAAAAAGGCUAUUCUUCACCUUAUACCCUUGUGCUAGCACAAUUGUGUCACGCACUAAUCCAUGGGAUGAGGGUGUGGCCACUCAGCUUGCGACGUUUGCGGCGAAUUUAGAUCACGAGGUGAAGCUAAUCCCAAAUUUCAAGUGGGCGGACAUAGAUAUGGUAUUCUUCCCAAUUUGUGCACAUGAACACUACUAUGCGGUGUGCUUCUACUAUGCUUCAAAAAGGGUUAUUGUAAUUGACAACUCAAGUAGCGGAGACUCUGACAACAUCACAGUGAAUUACGGUGUGAUACCGGAAACCUUGAGAACCUUUUUCUGGAAAUAUCUUGGAGGAGUUGGCUGCGUUCAGCAAUCAAAAGCAGUUGAAAAUUCUGCCAUUGAAAGGCUGAAACUGAAAUGGAGUACAAAAACUAACAAGGACGACAGUGGUGUGUAUUUGAUGAGACACCUUGAAACUUACAUGGGUCAGAAAGGGUGUGAAUGGACUUGUGGCCUAUCAAAGAAGAGCAAAGGGGUGUUGCAGAUAUUGAGAGCCAAGUACUGUACUGCACUGAUGCUGGCAGAAAUAAAUCACGAACACUUCAAGAAUAAAGCCAAGGUAAUACCAUAUUAUGCAAAUGCACUACAGACCGAGAAGAUAGACGUGGAAAAGUUGAUAGCCAACUAUGCGAAAGAAGGAACGAAUCUAUUUAACUAAUUCACCAGAGGUUUCAUCAUUUUAAGUAGUUUUGAGACUAUGUUUCAGAAGUUUUCGCUACAUUUUGAAUAAUCAUUAAUGACAUUACACAUGAGGUGUUUUUUUUCA
Molecule: messenger RNA, 6335 nt
Organism: Salvia splendens (bonfire salvia)
Lineage: Eukaryota; Viridiplantae; Streptophyta; Magnoliopsida; Lamiales; Lamiaceae
Exons: 16
Coding region: 3036-6227 (1063 amino acids)
Source: RefSeq, a predicted model, not a curated record